AGUCAGGCCAGCCCAUCUGUGGUAAUGGGUUAGUGGAGCCAGGGGAGGAGUGUGACUGUGGAUACAGCGAUCAGUGCAGAGACCAGUGUUGCUAUGACGCCGACCAGCCUGACAACAGGAAGUGUAAACUAAAACCCAACAAAGUCUGCAGUCCCAGCCAGGGCCCGUGCUGUACUCCUGAGUGCUACUAUAAGGGCCGGAAUGAGAAGUGUCGUGAGGAGUCUGAGUGUGCUCAUCAGGGCAUGUGUAACGGGGGUACGGCCCAGUGCCCAACCUCUGAACCCAAGGCCAACUUUACCGCCUGCCACGGAGAAACUCAAGUGUGCCUCAACGGGGGCUGUUCUGGCUCCAUCUGUGAGAAGUAUGGUCUGGAGGUCUGUACCUGUGCCAGCGUGGAGGGCAAGGACGAGACUGACGAGCUGUGCCACGUUUGCUGUAGUGAGAAAAGUGAGUCCUGUUACCACGUCCUCACGGUCCCCUCCUGUUACCACGUCCCGCGGUCUGUCCCCUCCUGA
Messenger RNA from Oncorhynchus masou masou (cherry salmon), 515 nucleotides. RefSeq names its product disintegrin and metalloproteinase domain-containing protein 10-like. The annotation marks the transcript as partial. Gene Ontology annotation, biological process: Notch signaling pathway; membrane protein ectodomain proteolysis. NCBI's taxonomy places the organism in Eukaryota, Metazoa, Chordata, Actinopteri, Salmoniformes, Salmonidae. The transcript is spliced from 3 exons. Gene Ontology annotation, cellular component: plasma membrane; synaptic membrane. Gene Ontology annotation, molecular function: metalloendopeptidase activity involved in amyloid precursor protein catabolic process. The record is from RefSeq and is a predicted model, not a curated record.